AGCAAUUCAUCCUCACGUUUAUCCUAACGUCAACUUUAGGUUCAUAGUGUCGUGACACUGAAGUUCAAUAAUCAGGUGAUGAACAGUUGAAGAUGGAAAGUAGACGGCGUCCUGCAGUGAGCUGUGAAACUUGCCGGUCGCGGAAGGUGAAAUGCAUCAAACCAAAUUUGGAACCCUGCCAAAGAUGUCAGCGACUGGGAAAAGAAUGCGUCACGACAGGGGAGAAAUAUGAGCGUCCAUACUACCACACAUCGAAGGAGAAAUAUGAAUUGAUAGCGAAAGUUAUUCGACAUUUUGUUCCGUCGGCUUCCCUUGACACCGAGGGACUUCGUCAGAUCAUUGCUACCUUCGAUCAACAUUCUCAAACUCCAGGUCCUUCGUCCGCGGGAAAGACUGUUGACGAAGAUGCUCCGUCCCUGCGUCACGUACUAGACGAAGAUGAUGGCGCAAUGCUUGAUGAUGUCAUGAACACACUUCGUUAUGAAAGUGGUUCCAGCUGCGCUGUAUUUCACCAGAAGAUAUGCUCAUCAGUGUUGACGAGUCGCUCCCGGCUUUCGUCCGUAAAGACAAUGGGACUGAGACGAGAAGGUAUCCAGGAUGGCCAGAUAGUCGAGCCAGUCCGCGCCUCUGAAUUGCCCAAAAGAGCAAUCUUUGAAGCUGCCGCCAGUCGAUUCUUCACGGAGGUCAAUAGCGUGAUAUUCGUGAUGAGUGAAGAUCUUUUUCAAUACCGUCUGGACGACAUAUACAACACCCGGCAAAACUGUAGUAACUCCUUCCUUGCUAUGAUAUAUUUAGUGCUGGCGCUCGGGGAGAGGUCAGAAGUCUAUUUCAAAGCGGCUAGCUCACUUUUCGACAAAUCCAUCGAAGAAGGAAGCGAAGAGAGUGUUCAGGUGGUCAUGUUAACGGUCCUUUACAGGCAAAACCGAAACCAGAGGAAUCUUGCCUGGAUUCUCUUAGGGACAGGAAUUCGAAUUGCUCAGUCUCUGGGACUGCAUUUAACCGACAAGUUCCAGGGAGAACACUCAGCGUACCGGGUUCAAUGCAAAAGAAGGCUGUGGUAUUCGCUUUAUGAACUGGAACAACUUCUCGCAUGCGCGAAGGGUAAACCGUCAGGCAUCUCGGAAAUUAGCCUGCUACCGGGGCGAGACAUGGAAGUAUGUACGAGUCCCUUCACACCCUUGGGAUACGGCGCUGCAACAGCGGCGUUUGGGACCAUUAUUCGUCGCAUAUGCGGCCAUAUGUACCUUGGGACUGAAAAUCAGAUUCCGACGGAGACAACGAUUAGCGCCCUUAUCAAUCAAGUCGAGGUGUGGUGGAAUGCUCUCCCAGAUUAUUUGCGUUAUGCAAACUUAUCUCCACCUUCGUACUCCCGCGCCAUCUCGUACCUUGGCCUCCGAUAUAAUUAUGCCUUGAUGCUGAUCACUAGGCGCUACCUUCUACAGUCACUGUUGUCCGGACAUGACUGCGCGCCAGAAGUUGCUAGUCGAACCGAAGUUUGCGAGCGCGCCAGCGAUCGUUCGACAACAAUAUUAUUGGGGAUGGCGGAGAAGAAUAUGAUAAGCGACUUGAUUUGGUUUGACGCCUACUUCAUACUUUGUAAUAGCAUAAUACUCUAUCUCCAAGGUGUGAGACAUGCCUCCUCGUCGACGCACCAGAAACAGAUUAGGGACUACAUACCCAUCUUGAAAUCGAUGCGAAGAUCACUGUUAAGCGAGUGCGCUCUGAAGAGUAUGGAGGCUCUGCUGGCCGAUCUUGAGAACAAUAGUACUUCGGAAGAUCCGUUUACCGGUUUUGGCUGCGGCCCUAUAGAGGCAUUGGUGGAAACCGCCGAGGAUAAUCUGAUGUCUUUUUUGGAUCUGCAAGAUGGUUUAGAUUACUCAGAUGUAUUUUUUACAGGGCCAUGAGUUGUGCUGCUAGACCCCCAAUUAACAUGUCCAAUGUAAGGGAUUCAUUGGAAGCAAUUGCUCCUAGUUUAAUGAAUCAAAUUAUGCAAGA
Messenger RNA from Hyaloscypha bicolor E, 1995 nucleotides. RefSeq lists its product as uncharacterized. The record is from RefSeq and is a predicted model, not a curated record. The transcript is spliced from 6 exons. The coding region runs from base 93 to 1904 and encodes 603 amino acids. Gene Ontology annotation, biological process: DNA-templated transcription; regulation of DNA-templated transcription. Gene Ontology annotation, molecular function: DNA-binding transcription factor activity, RNA polymerase II-specific; zinc ion binding; DNA binding. Lineage: Eukaryota; Fungi; Ascomycota; Leotiomycetes; Helotiales; Hyaloscyphaceae.